GUAGAACGCCUCCCGAUUGGCCAGAGUCCGUCGGCCCCCGCCUUCCUCCUCCUCCUUGCCGCGGCCCACGUGAGGGGGGAGAGUCACGCGAUUUCCGGGAACCCGUCAGGAAGGACAUAAACAAAACAAACCCAAGGCAGCAUGGAGAGGGGCCGCGGCCCCUGCAACGCAAUCGGACCCAGCCCCUGAGACGACCCCGCACCUACAGAAUUGCACAGAAUUAUUAAAAAGAAAAAAGCAGUGAUCCAGUCAGUUGAAUUGAAGGAUUCUGGGGAAACCUACUAUUUACUGUGAAAAUCAUCUUGGAAUUAAAAGUAAAGCUGGAAAGGAAUUUGCAAACGAGAAAAAAAGAAGUUUGGAAUUGGACACAAAGGCUCUGGGCUUGGAAAUGCCUCAGCCUAGUGUAAGCGGAAUGGAUCCGCCUUUUGGGGAUGCCUUUCGAAGCCACACCUUUUCAGAACAGACUCUGAUGAGCACAGAUCUCUUAGCAAACAGUUCCGAUCCAGAUUUCAUGUACGAACUGGAUAGAGAGAUGAACUACCAACAGAAUCCUAGAGACAACUUCCUUUCUUUGGAGGACUGCAAAGACAUUGAAAAUCUGGAGUCUUACACAGAUGUCCUGGAUAAUGAGGGUGCUUUAACCUCAAACUGGGAACAGUGGGAUACAUACUGUGAAGACUUAACCAAGUACACCAAACUAACCAGCUGUGACAUCUGGGGAACAAAAGAAGUGGAUUACUUGGGUCUUGAUGACUUUUCUAGCCCUUACCAAGAUGAAGAGGUCAUAAGUAAAACUCCAACUUUGGCUCAGCUUAAUAGUGAGGACUCUCAGUCUGUUUCUGAUUCUCUUUAUUAUCCUGAUUCACUUUUCAGUGUCAAACAAAAUCCCUUGCCCUCUUCAUUCCCUGGUAAAAAGAUCACAAAUAGAGCAGCUGCCCCUGUGUGCUCUUCAAAGACUCUUCAGGCUGAGAUUCCUUUGUCAGACUGUGUCCAAAAAGCACAUAAACCCACUUCAAGCACACAAAUCAUGGUGAAAGCCAACAUGUAUCACAAUGAAAAGGUGAACUUUCAUGUUGAAUGUAAGGACUAUGUAAAAAAGGCGAAAGUAAAGAUCAGCUCAGUGCAACAGAGCCGGCCCUUGCUGAGCCAGGCUCAUACGGAUGCAGCAAAGGAGAACACAUGCUACUGUGGAGCUGUAGCAAAGAGACAAGAGAAAAAGGGAAUGGAGCCUCUUCAGGGUCGUGCCACUCCCACUUUGCCUUUCAAAGAAACCCAGGAACUGUUACUCAGUCCCCUACCCCAGGAGGGUUCUGGGUCAGUUGCUGUAGGAGAGAGUAGCAACCUUUCUACUAGCAUGUCAGUCUCAGAUUCAUCCCAGAAAAAAGAAGAGCACAAUUACUCUCUUUUUGUCUCUGAUAACUUGGGAGGACAGCCAACCAAAGGCAAUCCUGAAGAAGAUGAGGAGGAUGAGGAGGAUGUUGAUGAUGAGGACCACGAUGAAGGGUUUGGAAGUGAGCAUGAACUCUCUGAAAACGAGGAGGAGGAAGAGGAGGAGGAUUAUGAAGAUGACAAAGAUGAUGAUAUUAGUGACACAUUUUCUGAACCAGGUUAUGAAAAUGACUCUGUAGAAGAUUUGAAGGAGAUGACUUCAAUAUCCUCUCGAAAAAGAGGUAAAAGAAGGUACUUCUGGGAGUAUAGUGAACAGCUUACACCAUCACAGCAAGAGAGGAUUCUGAGGCCAUCUGAAUGGAACCGAGAUACCUUGCCAAGCAAUAUGUAUCAGAAAAAUGGCUUACAUCAUGGAAAAUAUGCAGUAAAGAAGUCACGGAGAACUGAUGUAGAGGACCUGACUCCAAAUCCUAAAAAACUACUCCAGAUAGGCAAUGAGUUACGGAAGUUGAAUAAAGUGAUUAGUGACCUGACUCCAGUCAGUGAGCUGCCCUUAACAGCUCGGCCAAGGUCAAGGAAGGAAAAAAAUAAGCUGGCUUCCAGAGCUUGUCGGUUAAAGAAAAAAGCCCAGUAUGAAGCUAAUAAAGUGAAAUUAUGGGGCCUCAAUACCGAAUAUGAUAAUUUAUUAUUUGUAAUCAACUCCAUCAAACAAGAGAUUGUAAAUCGGGUACAGAAUCCAAGAGAGGAAAGGGGACCUAACAUGGGGCAGAAGCUUGAAAUCCUUAUUAAAGAAACUCUUGGUCUCCCAGUUGCUGGGCAAACUUCUGAAUUUGUUAACCAAGUGUUAGAGAAGACUGCAGAAGGCAAUCCCACUGGAGGCCUUGUAGGACUAAGGAUACCAACUUCGAAAGUGUAAUGUGUAAUCAGCUUCAUUGGUCCACUGGUCAGAAGUGUCUGUUUUUGUCACGUUCCCCAUUGUAAAUUUUCAUUCUGUUUUGCAUGUCAGUUAGCAUUAUGUAAACAUUUACAAUUAGGUUACAUUGUUUUAAGAACUUGUAGCAUAAGUGAAGCAUGAUCCAAACUACUUGAUUAUUGCAUUUUCAGAGCAUAAACCAUGGUUAAACCUGCUACUGGCAUUAGAAUUCAAAUCCAUACAUUAAGUAAAUGUUUAGGUACAGAUUGCACAAAUCUGUUAAUGCAAACAUUUUGGAGGAGUGAAUAUAUUAGUGUAAUGCCAGGUAUCAUGGCAGGUUUAUGCUCUGAACCACACAAAAAUAUUGAGGAAGCAUUUUUUAAAAACAAUUUAGAUUGUUUUUAGAAUUACUGCUUUUCGUUCUAAUUUUUCACAACCAUUAAUCUCACUUGUCCAUGGCACACUCAACAGGCCUGUGUGCCAUGUUAGAUACUCAUUUUCA
Messenger RNA from Fukomys damarensis (Damara mole-rat), 2804 nucleotides. RefSeq names its product CREB3 regulatory factor (gene Crebrf). Gene Ontology annotation, molecular function: DNA-binding transcription factor activity, RNA polymerase II-specific; RNA polymerase II transcription regulatory region sequence-specific DNA binding. Lineage: Eukaryota; Metazoa; Chordata; Mammalia; Rodentia; Bathyergidae. The transcript has 9 exons. The coding region runs from base 389 to 2305 and encodes 638 amino acids. The record is from RefSeq and is a predicted model, not a curated record. Gene Ontology annotation, biological process: response to unfolded protein; regulation of transcription by RNA polymerase II. Gene Ontology annotation, cellular component: nucleus.